Messenger RNA from Coffea eugenioides, 2824 nucleotides. RefSeq names its product mediator of RNA polymerase II transcription subunit 25. Lineage: Eukaryota; Viridiplantae; Streptophyta; Magnoliopsida; Gentianales; Rubiaceae. Gene Ontology annotation, biological process: positive regulation of transcription by RNA polymerase II. The coding region runs from base 71 to 2614 and encodes 847 amino acids. The record is from RefSeq and is a predicted model, not a curated record. Gene Ontology annotation, cellular component: mediator complex; transcription regulator complex. The transcript has 15 exons.
CCCAGUCGGACUACUAACUGACAUAAUUCCUAAAAUUUCACGCACUGAACACACAGUGCCGAGUGUUCCUAUGGCGACGGUGGUGGCUACGGCAGCGGGGGAGCGACAUCUGAUCGUAGCAGUCGAAGGCACGGCCGCUGUUGGUCCAUUUUGGCACACCGUCCUUUCUGAUUACCUUGAAAAAGUUAUUAGGAGUUUUUGCGCGAAUGACUCAACAGGCCAGAAGCUGUCUGCUGCCAAUGUCAACCUCUCUCUGGUCACGUUUAAUAGUCAUGGUCCAUAUAGUGCCUGUCUGGUGCAACGAAGUGGUUGGACAAGAGAUAUUGAUGUAUUUUUCGAGUGGCUUUCAGCAAUACCCUUUGGUGGUGGCGGUUUCAAUGAUGCUGCAAUUGCAGAAGGGCUUGCUGAAGCUUUAAUGAUGAUUUCUUCUAAAAAUGGAAAUCAAACUCAACAAAAUCUUGAUAGCCAUAAACACUGUAUCCUUGUUGCUGCCAGUAACCCUUAUCCAUUGCCUACACCGGUUUAUCGGCCGCAACAGAAUGUUGAGCAGAGUGAGAACACAGAAAUUCAAUCAGACGGUCGUCUUUCUGAUGCUGAGACAGUUGCAAAGUCAUUUGCUCAGUGCAAUAUCUCCUUGUCAGUUAUUUGUCCAAAGCAGCUUCCCAAGCUAAAAGCAAUUUAUAAUGCGGGAAAGCGAAAUCCUCGAGCGCCAGAUCCACCUGUUGACAAUGGCAAGAAUCCUCAUUUUCUUGUUCUCAUAUCAGAGAAUUUUAUAGAGGCUCGUGUGGCUUUAGGUCGCUCAGGAAUGACAAAUAUAUCAACACAAAGCCCUGUUAAAGUCGAUGCAGCUUCUGUUGCUUCUGUUUCUGGGCCACCUUCGACAUCUGUUCAGUCAGCAAAUGCUGGAGCUGUCGUGAAUCGGCAACCCGGUUCUGUUGGAACCAUCCCACCUGCUGUUGUGAAAAUUGAGCCAACCACUGUGACAUCCAUGAGCGGACCUACAUUUCCACAUGUUCCAUCAGUUCCUCGGGCUUCCUCGCAACCUAUUCCAAACUUGCAAACUUCUUCGCCUAUAUCUGCAUCUCAGGACAUGGUAUCAACUAAUGAAAAUAUUCAAGAGAUGAAACCAAUUGUUAGUAGUAUGACACAGUCACUGCGUCCUGUGGGCGCUGCUCCAGCAAAUGUGAGAAUUUUGAAUGAUGUUGCCCAAGCACGGCAAGCUUUUGCAGGAGGAACUUCUAUGGGACUUCAGUCCAUGGGAGGGACACCUAUUCUCUCGAACAUGAUAUCGAGUGGGAUGACAUCUUCUAUUCCUGCUGCUCAAACUCUAAUAUCAUCUGGGCAAUCAGGUGUUACAUCAGUAUCUGGGUCGGCGCCAGUAGCAGGAAAUGCACAGGGUGCACAGAAUCCAGCUCCUGCAUCAUUUCCUACUACAACCUCGAAUGUAUCUGGGUCUUCAAACCUUAGCAUGUCUCAGCCAUUGAGUAACCACCAAGGAGGUGUUAGCAUGGGUCAAACUGUUCCUAGCAUGAGCCAAGGGAAUUUGACAGGUACGCAAAUGGUACAGAGUGGCAUGACCAUGAAUCAAAACAUGAUGGGUGGCAUUGGGGCAUCCGGUAUUCCUUCUGGAACUGGAACAAUGAUUCCUACUCCAGGAAUGUCACAGCAAGUUCAGCCAGGAAUGCAGCCUCUUGGUGUUAAUAACAAUGCUGGAGCUAAUAUGCCAUUGCCUCAGCAAACAUCAAAUACGUUGCCAUCAGCACAAUCAAAAUACGUCAAAGUCUGGGAGGGAAACUUAUCUGGGCAGAGGCAAGGGCAGCCUGUUUUCAUUACCAGAUUAGAGGGAUAUAGGAGUGCCUCAGCUUCUGAGACGCUUGCGGCAAAUUGGCCACCAACCAUGCAGAUAGUACGUCUUAUAUCACAGGACCACAUGAAUAACAAGCAAUAUGUGGGAAAGGCAGACUUUCUAGUAUUUCGGGCAAUGAAUCAGCAUGGGUUUCUUGGGCAGCUGCAAGAAAAGAAGCUUUGUGCAGUAAUACAGUUACCAUCACAAACACUGCUGCUCUCUGUUUCUGACAAAGCCUGUCGCUUGAUUGGGAUGCUUUUUCCUGGGGACAUGGUUGUGUUUAAGCCUCAGAUACCGAGUCAGCAACAACAGCAGCAACUGCAACAACAGCAACAUCAGCAGCUACAGGCACAGCAGCAUCCUCAGUUGCAGCAACAGCAGCUGCAACAGCUACAGCAGCAACAAUCACUUCCACAGCUGCAGCAGCAGCAGCAGCAGCAGCAGCACAUGCCACAGUUACAGCAGCAACAGCAACCUCUGGCACAACUACAGCAGCAGCCCCUUGCUCAGAUGCAACAGCAGCAACCGCUAAUGCCAUUGCAGCAACAACAGCAGAUGCCACAGCUACAACAGCAGCAACAAAUCCCACAGUUACAACAGCAGCAACAAAUUCCACAGCUGCAACAACCACAACAGCAACAACAGAUGGUUGGGACAGGAUUGGGCCAACCUUACAUGCAAGGCCCUGGCCGAUCACCACUAAUGUCUCAGGGGCAAGUCUCAUCACAAGGACCUCCAACCAUGUCUGGAGGACCCUUCAUGAGUUGAUUUUGGUGACAUAGUUAACAUUCCUGUGCAGUUGAUUGGGUCUUAGAAAUGCUCGUAAUAUUCAUGAUUUAAGGUAGCUUUAACUGUGUGCGCGCGAAGAGCGUGUAUGGUUCCUGUAUCGUUCUUCUGACGCUAGAAUGCAUGCUUGGUAUUCUUCUCGAAUAAUUUGAGUAAAUUUUCUCGGUUUGUAGCAUAGGCAAAAUUUUCUCA